UCGGCCUCUGUUGAACGGACGUCCGAGCAUUUGUCCGGCUGCCAGCCUCUGAUGGAUUCGAUUGCAGACACGCGACCCCGACAGGGUCUCACUGAGCUAGCGUGUCUUGGCUGUAAGUCUCGUAAGAUCCGCUGCAACCGCGUCAAGCCUACUUGCGAUGGAUGCUUUGCUCGACAUCAAUCUUGCAUCUAUCCAGAGCGCAAGAGAAGGAAGAAGACCAACGACAGAACUGCAAGGCCUAAAUCAGUAGCUGGCAAUGAUGUUCUAUCAGAUCUCCUUAACAGGAUAAUACAGGUCGAGAAAAAAUGCUUCCGGCUGGCCAAUUUUUCAACGAAAGGGGCAACCCCGACAGACUCAAUGACAUUCGCCGACGAGGAUGCUGAAAGCUACUUCAGCACACCUUCAUUGACUUCAUCGCUGUCGCCUAGUACGGGACUCAUGAAUCUAUGGGGGUCUGAUACAUUGCUUACCCGACAUGAGCCCAUCAUAACCUCUCCGAUUACUUGUCCUGCCCAACCACCAAACCCAGACGCGCGUCUCAAGCAAGCCCUCAAUCAGGUCUUGUAUCUCAAGCGGCAAAACCUCAACAAGCGGACUACGAGAAUGGACUAUGAAAUCGCUCUAGAGCUUUCCAGGACUUGCCUUGACCAUUUCUACAAACACCAUCAUAGCGACAUAUUCCAAGACUUUAUCAAUAUCAAGCUUAUGAAGCUGAUGCCCGAUAUCAUCAACAUGCCUGAGAUUACGAUUGAAUCAGCUACACGUAUACUCUACUAUUGUAUGCUGUACCAUGGGUCCUUGAUGCUUCCCUCCGAGACGAUAUCGCAAGGUGGGGACCUUACUGAGGCUUUGUAUGUCUACUGUCUUCGUGCCCUACCAGCUUGGCAGAAACAAGCUUCGGGGACCAAGACAGAUCUUAUCGCAUCCAUACUUCUUAUGCGAGCCGCGCUUGAGCAGUGUGACUUUGACUUUGGUUGGAGCAUGUACACUUCCGUAUGCUUUUGUGUUAAAAAGCUCAACAUUCACAACCUCGAUCAAUUUUUCCCGGCUUCCAUGGAUCCCACUCUCUCAGAAGAAGGGGCAGACCAACAGCGGAGGGGCUUCUGGGCUUUGAUGCUUGUCGAACUCUUCUUCCGACUUCUACACGACAAGCCUGCCAUCAUUACCGCAAACAUAACCGAAUGGCGCGUUAACCUUCCCUCCAUCACUGCCACCCAAGAACUUGCCGAACACGUGGCCCCGACCUUAACGUUUCUCGUAAAGUCCCGACUGACUUUUCUUCUUCUUCGGUUUGAUAUGCUCAACCGAGAUGCUGGAGAUAAAAAUAGCGUGGUCGCACGCAUUGAGGAGUUGUGUGAAGAAAUUGAAGGCUUGAUCGAAGAAUGGUCUGUGAUAGACGCGAUGGCGGCAUACGAAGAUGUCGCUGGAUUCUGGUGGAAGCUCUACGACGUGAGUCUCACAGCAUAUUCCACAGCAAUGGUCAUGAACCGCAAGAUAGCAGUCCUUCGGUCCGGCCAGGCUGAAGCACCCGAGACGACAUAUGAUGUGCCCACUACGCCUCUGUCACUCAAGAUCGCACGACGCAUUAUGGAGCUAGUGAUCCUAGCGCUGGAGAAGUAUCCGGUUCCGGCAGCCGUAUCUUGCGUGUUUGGAGCAUUUCGUUGCUAUAUAGCGUAUGGCUGCUUAGCCCAACAUCUGCUUUCUAGUGAUCCAAGCGACCCUAACUCAACCACAAAAGCUGAUAUGGCUUUGCUGGAGCAGGUUGCUCAGAAGCUGGUCAUAAUAGCAGAAGGCGAUAGCGAUUUCAUGCCGUUGGUACAUACAUUGCAUGAGUUAAACACAAGUAUCUAUACCCAGUGGGAAUGCAGGCGACGAGGCUGCUAG
Messenger RNA from Fusarium keratoplasticum, 1884 nucleotides. Its product is annotated as Zn(2)-C6 fungal-type domain-containing protein. The record is from RefSeq and is a predicted model, not a curated record. Bases 52 to 1884 code for a protein of 610 amino acids. Gene Ontology annotation, cellular component: nucleus. Gene Ontology annotation, biological process: regulation of DNA-templated transcription. The transcript is spliced from 7 exons. NCBI's taxonomy places the organism in Eukaryota, Fungi, Ascomycota, Sordariomycetes, Hypocreales, Nectriaceae. Gene Ontology annotation, molecular function: zinc ion binding; DNA-binding transcription factor activity, RNA polymerase II-specific.